AUGGGUUCUUCCUUUUCGUCGUGGCGCGAGCCGUUGGUUCAUCAUGCCGGCGAUAUGACUGGCAGCACUGAUAGAGGGCUGCAUCAGCUAUCGAUGACUUCAAGAAAGAUCCCUCAAAUUCCGAACAAAAAAACGGUCAAGCUAUGCAUUCGAUGCAAGAUGAUCAAUAUGAAGGACUUCUUUGACCAUGAAGCCCCCAGCAUGGCUCGAAAACCCAAUCAAUUGUUGUACCUUGGAAAACUAAAGCAGGAGACGAAAUGCGUACUUUGUCAGUUUUUCUAUUCGAUGCGAUGUCAAAAAACCGAAUCACAUGACGAAACAGAGGUCUACACCUUGCGAUCGUUCUUGUUGGGGAACGUUUAUACACCCUCUGUGGCCUACUUUGCCUCGCACUAUGCUCCUUCUAUGGUGCUGUGUGUUAUCCCCGGCAAAGCCAAGGGCUCUGAGGACGGCCUCUUUCGUUGGACCAGGGGCAAUUGUUACAUUAAGGUUCUAUCAGAAAUCGGUUGGAUAGUUCCACAGUCCUUUACAGCUGCGCCAUUCUUCAGCCACAAGAAACCAAGCCUAAGCGCGUUGCCUUUUUCGACAACAUCCAUCAAUUAUCCUUUACUACGGGCAUGGUGCGGACAUUGUGAGACUCACCACGACACAUGUGCCUCAGCUAGGAAGGCGAAACACAUGUCCGAUAAGCAAGGACUCGGGCCUGCGGUCCGGUGUAUUGACUGCCACACGCGCGAGAUCGUCGAGAUACAGACCUCGGACAGAUACUUCGCUCUCAGUUAUGUUUGGGGUGAACAGCCCUCCCCAGGGAGCGGAUGCACUUCAGGCGCCAGAGAAACAGCCUCGGUACGCGGUGCACGACAGCUUCCUAAUGUUAUACCAAAGGUCAUCGAGGAUGCAAUGAUUGUCGUGGCAAAUCUUGGCGACCGUUACCUGUGGGUUGAUCAGUAUUGCAUUGAUCAAAACGAUGAGGACGACAAGCACGCUCAAAUCGGAAACAUGGCUGCUAUAUAUGAAGGCGCUUAUGCAACGAUUGUGGCAUUUUCCACCCCAGACUCUGCUUCUGGUCUGCCUGGUGUCAGGAACCUAGCAAGAAAGCCGUACCCCUCGGUGGCACAUCCAAAGCAUCCUCUUUCUGCGCUUCGACCAAGUGUUAUCAGUUCUCCAAAGCUGGCCAGCUCUUCAGUCUGGAUGACAAGAGGAUGGACUUAUCAAGAAGCCAUACUGUCACGCCGUCUUCUGAUCUUCACCGAUUACCAGGUUGAGUUCAUCUGCUCGGAUGCUGUGUGGCAUGAAUGUACUCUUCCCAUACCUCUACCGCCCAAGAUCAACUUGUCGUAUGGCUCUGAGAACUUCCUCGAAGCAAUCACACCAAUGGAGAGAUCAGCUGACAAAAUUCCGCUGCACAUGGCCGUCCUCAACAAAUGUAUUGAAGAGUACAGUGGGCGUCGCUUAACUCAUCAAUCCGAUGUCCUGAACGCUAUAACUGGCUUGCUUUCACGCAUAUCAACACUUACAUACUUGGGUAUUCCAAUCCUCCAACAACUUGAGUUGACCGCCAUUCUUCCACUCAGGCAGUCUGCUACCUCUAAGCAGGCACUAUGGCGAUUUCUCGCUGGCCUCGCCUGGUGUCCCGCCGACAAAGAAGGAAUACCUCUACGGAGAAGAGAUGCCUUUCCCAGCUGGUCAUGGCUCGGCUGGGAAGGACGAAUCACAUUCCCAUCACUAAUUGCCUUCGAUGGAAAAAGCUUUUCUCCACAUGCACCCAGAGCCUGCGCAAGUGUUUGGAUCGCGAACCAGGUCACCCAAACCAAGGGCGAAACACUUGUGCCUCUUGUACACCUUCUGGAGGAAGCACCAUUGGGCAAGGAGUCCACGAGUAUUCUACCUCAUCUAACCAACUACCUUUGGGUGGAAGGCGCGGUAAUCAAGAUGGCAUUUACCAAGGGGCGUGGUGAUGAAAGCGGGGUUCUCGUACCCAAAAGUUUUCAUCCGCCGAUGAGGUCACGGUCCGACAAGACCAGGAUAUCUUUCCGAAACUGUAGUUCUGACCGCCCAAGCCAAGGGACUGUGUAUCAACGAAUUCUGACAGAGCAAUGGGAUUGUCUCUUGCUUGUAACCAGAGACAGUUUUCCGUCUCAGGACGCCUAUUUCCUUAUUCUAGACCAGGUACAGGGGGACGAGACCACAGAAGCUGAGAAUUGCCACUACGCGGUUGGGUCGGCCGAGCUGGUCAUUUCGCUAAGAGGUGGUGAUCCACCAUGGGAUGACCCCAGUCUGCGACGCAAGAUCAAGCUAUGCUAG
Messenger RNA from Neurospora hispaniola, 2304 nucleotides. RefSeq names its product heterokaryon incompatibility protein-domain-containing protein. Bases 1 to 2304 code for a protein of 767 amino acids. NCBI's taxonomy places the organism in Eukaryota, Fungi, Ascomycota, Sordariomycetes, Sordariales, Sordariaceae. The record is from RefSeq and is a predicted model, not a curated record. The transcript has a single exon.